This is a messenger RNA of Colletotrichum higginsianum IMI 349063, 1194 nucleotides long. Its product is annotated as Mitochondrial inner membrane protein 1. The record is from RefSeq and is a predicted model, not a curated record. The coding region runs from base 1 to 1194 and encodes 397 amino acids. The transcript is spliced from 3 exons. Lineage: Eukaryota; Fungi; Ascomycota; Sordariomycetes; Glomerellales; Glomerellaceae.
AUGCUUCGCUCCUCACGACAACUCAUGCGCUUGGCUCCUCGCUUGCCCGCAGUUCCCGCAGCUCCCAAGACUACAUCCUUCUCGACGAAAACUCCAUAUGCUGCCUUGCAGAGUCCAAAGCGAACAUCGCUAGCUAUCCAAGGGCGUCUGACGCCUAUGGCUCUCCAGGCACGAUACACAAACUCCCCCUACGACAAAAUUGACAAGAAGGCCGAGAAAGAAAUAGCCAAGAAGAAGCUGGAGCCGCGUCCCGAGGAGGUUUCCGCCGAGUCGUCUACGAGGAAAUUCUGGGAGCCUGCGCCGGCAAACCCCCAGAACGACGAGAACCUCUCGGGUGGCCUGAAGAAGGAAGUGAACAUUGUUAGGGACACAUUCAACCUCAGCGAGGUUCCAAGGGAACCCUACGCACUCGGUCUCGCCGGCACCCUUCCCUACCUUGCGACCUCACUGAGCACAGUCUACCUCACCUGGGACCUCAAUGUCGAAUGGCCUUCGUCGUCGACCUUUGCAAACAAUGUCUUCAUGAACCACGAGUCGGCUCAAUACUGGCUGAAUCUGCUCGAGCCCAUCCAGCUUGGAUACGGAGCAAUCAUCAUUUCCUUCCUCGGAGCUGUCCACUGGGGUAUGGAGUACGCCGAGAAGACACCGCAUCCUCGCCGCACCCCCUUCCGCUACGGGAUGGGUGUUCUCGCCCCCAUGAUCGCUUGGCCUUCGCUUCUCAUGCCGAUUGAAUAUGCACUUACCUCGCAAUUUGCUGCCUUUACCUUCCUUUAUCUCGCAGACGUUCGUGCCAAGAACAAGGGCUGGACCCCUCAAUGGUACGGAGUCUACCGCUUCGUCUUGACUGCCAUCGUCGGCGUCUCUAUUUUCGUCAGCUUGGUUGGCCGUACCAAGGUUGGCAAUGCGCAGCCACACAUUGGCCAAGGUCUGGCUGAGAGCAUGCACAAGGGCAAGAGCGACGAGUCUCGAGACUGGGGGAAGCUCGAAGAGGAAGAGAAGAAGCGCCUGAGAAAGGAGAAGGAGGAGGAAGAGAAGGGGAAGAAAGCCGAGGAGAAGAAGCGCAAGGCUGAGGAGAAGAAGACUGCCAAGAAGGGCGAGUCCAAGGGAAAAGACAACAAGGAGGGUGAUGAGAACAAGAAAGACGAGUCCGAGUCCAAGGACGAGAGCAAGGGCGACAAGGAAAAGAAGGAGUGA